Messenger RNA from Daphnia carinata, 3130 nucleotides. RefSeq names its product integrator complex subunit 8-like (gene IntS8). Gene Ontology annotation, biological process: snRNA 3'-end processing. Gene Ontology annotation, cellular component: integrator complex. The coding region runs from base 44 to 3076 and encodes 1010 amino acids. The transcript is spliced from 12 exons. The record is from RefSeq and is a predicted model, not a curated record. Lineage: Eukaryota; Metazoa; Arthropoda; Branchiopoda; Diplostraca; Daphniidae.
GUACGUACUGUUAGUGUUACUAAAAAGCUUUCAGGGUUAGAAUAUGGAUACUGGACCAAAACCUGUUGCAGAGCAAAGUGGUACUAUUUUAUGGUUUGAAUAUCUGUUAGAUUCAUCUUUGUUGGAGAAACAACUUUCGCGAGAAAAUUCAGAUUCUCAGGCAACUGAAUUAAUCAUUGAGUUCUUGGUGAAUUCACACAGCUUGAAUGUUUCAGAAAAGAAUAGCAGCAAAGUAAUUGAUGUUGAAGGUACAGAAACUUCUAAUGGAAGUGAACCAAAAACAAGAAAAAGUUUGGCUUUAAAAAUCUUAGCACUAAAAUGUGCAGCUCAUUUAAAAUGGAACUUUCAGUUGCUAGAGAAUCGUGUUCCCUUGACAUUACAGCAAUUGCUGUAUCAAGAUCUGCUCUUCUUCUCAGAGAAUGGAAAAGUUGAUAUAAAAUCACACAUUUCUCUGGAUUUCAGAGAAGCCAGCCCUCACACAAUAUUUGCUGUAUCCACAUACCAUCGAUGGGUAUUGUGGGCACUUAAAUCAAUCCAGAUAAUUACAAAACCCAGUAAAGUUUUACACAUUCCAAUGCCAGGUGGACAGGGCCCAACUUUUGUUCCACCUCACAUCACUGAGGCUAUGCUGAAUUCUCUGAAACUACAAGCCAUUGACUCUGUACUCAUUUUAGAGAACAUCCUCAAGGAACUAAAUGGGAAAAAAAUGAUCAUGCCUACCAUUAGCACCUUCGUAAGUUUAACAGAAAAUUCGACAAGUGUGAGUGAACAUAGAUGGCAAGAGGGCUACAGCAUUUCGAUCGAAGAGUUUGAGCUCCAGUUGCGUUACGAUUUGGCUGUGUGGUUUAUGUUUGCAAACCAGUAUGCAGUAGCUAAACGUCACCUGCAAGUUGUCGGAAGAUUGUUCGCAGAUUGUCAGUCACGGAAAAUGGAAUACUGCACUAUAUCAGCUCCUUAUUUGAAGGGUUUUCUCUCAGCUUGUCAGAUACAAGGUGUUAACGACGAAAAAUCGUUAACCGAAAAAAUGAACGAAUCUAUUAAGAAUCAUUACGUUGGAUUCUUAACUGUCUUACAAGAAGACAAUAUUUGUCGAGAGGUUCCCAUCCACUACAGGGAGAUGGCCGAAUUAGAUUUGUUAAGUGCCGCUGCAAGUGGCAAGUUUACAAUCGCAAAAGAUCUUGUUUUCAAGGUUCAAACUUUGAAUGUAGUGCGUAGGGCACUGGCGGAUUAUCAUAUACCUGGAACAUAUUUCAAACUACUGGCAGAUGAAGAAGGAUCUGGACAUCAGUUUUUGAUAUCGGAAUUGGAACAAGUUCAUCGGUUGGGUAAUAAACAAGAUGCGAAUAAGAUGAAAGGACUUCUUUCGAAGAUUGUCACGACGGGCGGAGAUAAAAUCAAGAAUUCCCUGUUGUCUAAUAGCUUGCUAAAAGAAAUUAUGCAGGGAGAAUUGGCUAAAAUAGAACCUGCGCUAGAGCAUUUGCCAUUCAACCACGAUUUUCCGCAUUCAUUGCUACCUCAAAUUGAAUGCGGUGAACUCAUUCAACAGCUGAUUGAAUCCUAUCGUACCUCAGAGAUCCAAACUUUGUUGGACAGAUUAUCUCACGGUUGGCCGAAUCGGCCACUAUGGACUCUAUACAAAAAAUGGGAGAUACCGAUACCCUUUCAAAGUGCCGUCAUGAACUUACCUAAAGGGAUGCUUCAAGAUUGGUCCUAUAUUCUCCUAGCCAAAUAUCGGGAACUUCUUAGUUUACAAGACUUUUCCGGUGCCGUGGAAAUGCUUAAAGCAGUAGAGGAACGCGGGCGAGCGAAGCAGUUGGCAAAUACGCAAGCCGGUAGCAAACUAUUUAAACUUAUCGAAUGGGAAAUACUUUUAGUGGAUGUACUGCAAUUUCUUCAUAAAUGGCCAGUUUCCAGCAAUUCCAGUCGUUUUGGGGAACUUACUACCCAAUGCCGUGGAUGCCUGGGCGCUUUGCAACGAGGCGAAACUAUAUUCCCACGCUCCGAAGUAGUUGACUAUUGCGUAGCACUGUUGCUUGCAGCGUGUGAAUGGGAAUUUCUAUUGGGACUAGAUGUUCGCUGGAAUUUAAAUCUUAAUGUCGAACUGGCAUCAAGUUUAGCAGCUGUUUGCUACGAUUUGCAGCGUGACCGUGAACGUCCCACCCGUAAAAAUGCAAAGUCUUUAUGGGAUUUGAUCAUACCAGCCUUCAAUCCAACCUCAGCUAACAGUGGGCCAAUGGUUCCUCAAGGAGGAGGUUCUGCUUUAAAACGCACGGCCGCAGGAGCCCUACAACAAGGCGGAAGUUCAGCUCGGGACUCUCCAAAUGCUAACGUACCACUCGUCAAUCGAGCAGCUCUAUCCAAAUUUUGCCAACUUUUGUACGAGCCGCAAUCGCUAAACAUCACUCUUUCCCUCUUCGUACGCUUGCACAACGUCGUCCAGGACGAGGCUAACCUAGAGAUCAAUGCAGAUUUGUCAUCACUUUGGCCAGCUGUGCUCAGCAACGCCAACAGUUACCACCUACCAGGCAUCGGUGAACUCCUUAGCCAGUUACUGGAAAGAGCUCUUUCUUUAUACCCACUGAAUACCGACUGGCUAAAGCUACAGGGUGAUCUUCAUUUUGCCCAAGGAUUUCAUUCGGCUGCAAUGAGCUGUUUCAUGACGGCUGCUUCGCUUGCAAGCGAUUAUUUUCACCAAGUCGUUCCAAAACAGGUACUGGAUGAGGCAACGGUUCGCAGAAUGAUCAAAUGCUCGCAUUCGGCUUCUUGCUUCACACAGUCAGCACUUCUUUGUCAGUUAUUAGAAGAAAUUGAUUAUGCGACCGCUUUUCGUUGCUUGCAAGAACGAGGUUGUAACGACGCUAUGGACUCCCUGUACCCAUUUAUUUGGGAUGUCACUCUACUAGAAUUCAUUAUUCAAUUACACCAUAAGAGAGGCGAAACGCAGAGGAAAACGGCGGCAUUGAAAGCCAUCGGUAUGCUUGAACUCAACGCCAACAACAACGAAGAAAUUCUUCGUGAAGCAGCGGCUCAGAGAAAGGCGCAGUUUUUACGCUGUCUAGCAAAACAGUAUCUCUAAAUAUUUGCGGAAGAUGAUCUCGGAGACGAUUACACGUUCAAUUUAUUGAGAUUA